GUCACUGUGACGUUAAUUUAAUACUACUCCCAUUGAUUGCGUGAUUAAUUGUGUGAUUAAGCUGAGACAAUCAUAUUGUAAUAGGACCCGCAGUUCGGGGUGUAGGAGCACACAGAUUAAAACAGUAAAAGGAGCUCAGAAAUAACCUAAACCUUUAGUUCUCUUUCUUGCCUUGUAAAGUCUCCUACGACAACGUUACAUGGCGUCAGAAGUGGUACAACUCAGUCUGUUCAAUUGUGCGUUGGUACUCUACUAGUUUUUAAGUAUAUCGGGAUUUCCUCGCCGUAUUUUUGCCUGGGCUUCGAGUAUGGAAUAUGCCGGAUACCGAGGAUGAAAAUGUAGCUGCUUCUCAUCCCCAGUUUAUACAAUCCAGUACACCUUUGCCGGGAAAACUCGAACUCAAGGGGAACCUUGGCUCAAACUGGAAAAGGUUCAAGCGUGUGUGGGAUAACUACGAGAUCGCCUCUCGUCUUAAUACUCAGAGUAAAGCUCUCCGCGUCGCUACGUUGUUGACAUGCAUUGGGCCAGAUGUUUUAGAUAUCUACGAUGGGUUGCCGUUUGAAUCCGAAGCCGAUCAGAAGGAUAUCGAUAAGGUUCUAAAGUUAUUAGAGGCAUACUGCAUCGGCGAAACUAAUGAAACCUACGAACGGUAUGUGUUCAAUAAACGAGAGCAAGAUCAAGGUGAGUCUUUUGAUUCAUACUUGACAUGUUUGCGCCCUCUAGCCAAAACAUGUAAUUUUGAUGGCUUGAUCCGGAACAAAAUCGUCCUGGGGAUCAACGAUAAUUCCACUAGAAAGAAUCUAUUAGCCGAAAGUAAACUUACUCUAGAGAAGUGCAUUAACAUCUGCAGAGCUAACGAAACUACCGCUAAGCAAUUUAAGGACAUAACGAGCGAAGAUAUUAGCGCAGUCGAAUCGUACCGCCGCCCCCAGCGCACCACAGGCGUCCCGCAGAAUAAAGGCCAGCGCGACACACAACACCCCACAAUCAAUUGCAAGUUUUGUUUAAAAAAAAAACACCAAAAAAAGAAGGAACUAUGUCCAGCCUGGAUGAAACAAUGCAACGAUUGUGGUACCGCCAAUCACUUCUCGGGCUCCUCGAUGUGCACGGCGAGUCCGAAGUUCGCACAAAAGCCGGGGCAAAAGCCCAGAAGUAGACCAGUGCAUGGGGUAGAAGAAUUUUCGGAUGAAAGUGAUGAUUAUUUUUUCUAUGUGGAAUCCGUAGGCGCAGUCAAUGCUGCGCAAUGUAAGCGUAAGAUUUUUGCUUCAAUGCAACUAAGAGAUGAGCAAGUUUAAUUUCAACUAGAUUGUGGCGCGACAGUUAAUAUUCUACCUGUAGACAAAUACGUCCAGAUAUUCAAUGACCCAUCGCACGCCAGAUUAAAGAAAACCAACAAAACCCUUCAAAUGUUUAAUAAGACUGAGUUGAAACCCAUAGGAACGGUGAAGAUCGAGAGUGUGAACCCAAAGAAUGAGGACGCAAUAUUACUCGAGCUUGUAGUAGUAGGCGCGCAAGCCAUCCAACAGUUUCAGCUCAUGACAAUUAACAGCGACAAUAUCCUGUCAGUCAAUGAGUUCCAAUCCACUCAGCAAGAUAUAGUUAGUGAGUUUGGCGAUGUUUUCGAAGGUGAUGGCGUUUUACAAGAAAAACUUCACCUUAAAGUCAACAAGACAGUAACGCCCGUGGCGUUGCCUGUCCGUAAAGUCCCAUUUGCGGUUAGAGAACCCUUUAAACGUGAACUGGACAGACUAGUAGAUAAGGGGAUAUUAGUGCCAGUCGAAGUCCCCACUGACUGGGUCUCUUCAAUGGUAGUGGCUGUGAAGCGUAACGGUAAGAUACGUUUGUGCAUUGAUCCCAAACCGCUGAACAAGGCUCUCAAGAGAAACCGAUACCCGCUACCUGUCAUCGACGACUUGCUAGCAAAGCUCACGAAUGCAAAGGUGUUUACUGUCGUUGAUGCAAAAAACGGUUUUUGGCAUGUCCAACUUGACGAAGAGAGUAGCUACCUCACCACGUUUGGUACCCCAUGGUCACGAUACCGAUGGACGCGCAUGCCAUUUGGAAUUUCCCCUGCCCCUGAAGAAUUCCAACGUCGACUAGACAACGCACUUCAAGGUCUAGACGGAGUAAUGCCCAUCUUUGAUGACAUACUGAUCUUUGGCGCCGGCGACACUGAAGCGGAAGCAAUAGCUGAUCAUGACGCGAAACUGAGAGCCCUACUUCAACGAUGCCGCUAGAAGGGUGUCAAGUUAAACAAAGAAAAGUUGAAGCUCCGUUGCAGCGAGGUAGACUUUAUGGGUCACGUGAUCCCCUCUGAUGGUCUAAAGCCUGACCCAGCAAAACUACAAGGUAUCAAGGAAAUGCCGCCGUCGACCUGCAAGCAAGAUGUGAAACGACUCCUCGGUAUGGUCAACUACCUACAACGUUUCGCGCCAAAUCUAUUCGAAGUCACAGCACCACUGAGAGAUCUACUCAAGGAAGACAACAUAUUCCAGUGGGAUUCCGUCCAGGAGCGCAGUUUCGAAGCAGUUAAGAAGAGAAUCUCUGAGACACCGGUCCUCAAGUUAUUUGACCCGACAGAUAGUGUUGAGCUUCAAUGUGAUGCAUCUGACAGAGGCUUGGGUGCUUGCCUGAUGCAACAUGGCCAGCCAGUGGCGUAUGCAUCACGCUCCAUGACGGAAACGGAGACACACUACGCGCAGAUUGAGAAGAGAUGUUGGCUAUCGUCUUCGGAGUGGAGAGGUUCGAGCAAUGUGUUUACGGCCGACAAGUGAAGGUACAAUCAGACCACAAGCCGCUUGAAAGUAUAUUUAAGAAGAGCCUGAUUAGCGCCCCUAAGCGACUCCAACGCAUGGUGCUGAGACUUCAAAAAUUUGACUUGGAAGUGAGCUAUAAGAAAGGUACAGAAAUGGUACUGGCCGACACUCUAAGCAGAGCAUAUAAGGUGCUACCAACAGGAGUAGCAGAAGAGAGAGGUGAAACCGAGAAAGAUACCGAGUCAAUUAACAUGGCACAAUACCUUGCAGUUUCAAGCCAGACGCAGGCAGAGAUCCAGCGCGCCACAGAAGCAGACGAUGUGGUGCGGGAGUUAAAGGCAGUGAUAAGGCAAGGCUGGCCUUUGGCGAAAGACGACCUACAAGUCUGUCUCAGGGACUACUUUCUUUUUAGAGAUGAGCUCACCCUACAAAACGGGCUUAUUUUCAAAGGUGAAAGACUCGUUAUGCCAACAUCUAUGAAAGACGAAAUGUUAGAGAAGCUGCACUCUAGCCACAUUGGUAUUCAAGGUUGCUUGAGGAGAGCUAGAGAGAGAGUAUCUACUGGCCAGGUAUGAAUAAGGCAGUCGAAGAUUACAUAGCAAGGUGUGACACAUGUAAUACAUACCAAGCGGAGCAAGGCAAAGAACCAAUGAUCUGCCACGAGAUACCAUCCCGACCAUGGGAAAAGGUAGGAUAGAUAUGUUUGAACUUGACAAUAAAGACUUUCUUGUUAGUGUUGACUAUUACUCAAGUUUCUUUAAAGUUGACCGGUUGGCCUCUAAGACUGCAAAAGAAGUAAUCGGAAAAAUUAAAGCACACUUCGCAAGGCACGGUAUACCAGACCAAGUGAUCACUGAUAAUGGUCAACCAUUUGCAUCGGGACAUUUUCUAGAGUUUUCAAACCACUACAGCUUCGAGCAUGUUACAAGUUCUCCGACUUACGCUCAAUCUAAUGGCAAAGUAGAAAAUGCCGUUAAAAUAGCCAAGAAGCUGAUGAGGAAAGCUUUCGAAUUAAAGAAUGACCCCUACAUGGCUCUGCUCGACUGGAGAAAUACUCCAUCAGAAUGUCUUAACUCAUCGCCAGUGCAGAGAAUCUUUGGUCGGAGAACCGAAACACUGUUGCCAACGUCGACUCGACUGCUUAACCCUAAGAUUCCAGAUAAUGUCGAGCAAAAGAUCAGUGGGCAGAAGGCUAAGCAAAGCUACUAUUAUAACAGAAGUGCAAAGGAGUUAAAGGAACUGAAGCCUGGUGAUGUUGUGCGCAUAGAGCCACCAAGAGGAAUUGGCAGAGGAAAAGCCUGGACUAAAGCACAUGUAGAAAGAAAGGUGGACGUAAGAUCGUACAAUGUACGCACUGAGGAUGGCAGAGUGUUCCGCAGAAACAGACGGCAUCUUCGCCGAACUCAAGAGGAUAUGAAGCCUCCAACGGAUGAACCGUUACAACCACCGCAAGAGCGACUUAUGCCUCCUUCUCCACCACAAGGGUUACCGCAGUCACUAACAAGCGAGACCCCAAGGGAGGUACAACAGGAGCAGCCCACAGCAACGCAAGAGACAGCUAGUGCCCCUGUCGUCACGCGAAGUGGAAGGGUUGUGAAGCCUCCCGUUCGAUUCCAGUAAUUGUCAUCAGAACUUUGAAAGUUUUUUAUUUGUAUAUAGCAUUUAUUCGAGUUUUGUUAUGGAGAGGGAGAUGUGACGUUAAUUGUAAUACUACUCCCAUUGAUUGCGUGAUUAAUUGUGUGAUUAAGCUGAGACAAUCAUAUUGUAAUAGGACCCGCAGUUCGGGGUGUAGGAGCUCACAGAUUAAAACAGUAAAAGGAGCUCAGAAAUAACCUAAACCUUUAGUUCUCUUUCUUGCCUUGUAAAGUCUCCUACGACAACGUUACAGUCACCACCCCGAGGGGGUUACUCCCUAUAUCCAUCGGACGGGGAUCAUCGUCGUAUCUUUUAGGGUGUAAAUUUGGAGCCUUGGGUAUCUUUUAGGGGUGAAAAUAAGAAUGACCAGAUUUUUGUUUACCUCGCUAUAUUUUAGGGUGCUAUAAUAGCCAUCGCUUCUAACUUGUAGCUCAUGAAAGAGCGUUAAAACGUGUCAAUUGGUGUUUUUAGAUCACUAACCGGCUAAAAAAUCACACAACCCACGGGACGAUAAUUGAUUCUUACUUUAUGCUAGUAUUCUUCCAUAAAAAUUUAAUAAAUUCAAUCCAACGUGAUGUA
Molecule: messenger RNA, 4970 nt
Organism: Nematostella vectensis (starlet sea anemone)
Lineage: Eukaryota; Metazoa; Cnidaria; Anthozoa; Actiniaria; Edwardsiidae
Exons: 1
Coding region: 315-1295 (326 amino acids)
Source: RefSeq, a predicted model, not a curated record